AUGAAGCGCUGCGUCAUAGCAGUCGCUGCUGCCGCCCUGUGUCCCGUGGUCGGGGCCUCAAUGGGAUUCCGCAACUCAAAGUAUGACCUGAAGGAAGGGCAGCCAUUCACGUUGCAGUACGAUGGCUGUGAUCAAGACCCUUGCGCCAUCUAUCUAGAGCGCAUGAUCUCCACGACCGGUCACGAAACGCUCCAAACCAUAACCGAGGGCGCACUUGACUACAGCCCCGGGUUCUACUACAAGUCGUCUGUCGACUCGGACAAGAGCAUUCCUCCGUCAGCUUCCAUAUACACAGGCACAAUUCCGCCUCCUAGUUCGACCGAGACCACAACCAUUGCUCCCGAAACGACAUCAUUGGCAGAAACUGCUACACCGACUGCGCCGUCCACCUCGUCUGCGCAACCCCAGCCCCCGGUCACUUCCACGUCGGCCACCGCAACGGCUACGGAGGCAGUGACCCCAGAUAAGCAAGUCUCGCGCCGACUAAGUUCCGGCAGCAAAGCGGGCAUCGCCAUCGGGUGCUUGGCCGCGUUUUUGCUCGCGCCAGCAGGCUUCUUCUUAUGGUGGCGUCGGCGGAGACGACUUCGACACAGGGAAAGCAACUGCGAUCCCGACCACCUUCAGCCCCUGGACAGAAGUGCUGCGUCGCCAGCCGAAAACAAGGAGCUCGACAGCCAGCCUAUUGUGGAGCUCGGCAGUCAGACUUACUACGAGCUACCGUCCGAAGGCUGGGAGCAGAAAGGCAGCUGCUCGAAGAUUGAGGCCCCGGAGCUGUAUCAUGACGAGAAGCCUACCGGUCACGGGUCCUUUCAAUGGACAUUGCACGAAAUGGGCGCCGAUGAGCGUGGCCUGGGCGCGUUGACUGCGACGGGAACCCCAGAGUUACCGCCGUCGGAUGGGGCGCUCAAAAGGUUCCCCGUGUCCUGCUCCGUCUUCGGAACCAUGAACUACCACUCAUUGGUCCUCUUGUCAGCCCUGACUCCCGCCGCUAUUGCGGCAAAAUUCCUCAAUUCCAAGUGGGAUGUCACAGAAGGACAGUGGUUCACCUUGCGAUUUGAUGGUUGCGAUGUGUCCGAUUCUCUCUGCCUCCUGGCAUUGUGGAGGUCGCCUCACACUACGGAGGACUUUAUCCAAGCAGUUAAUCGCACGGAGCAGAACACCAGCAUCGAGGUGCAACUUGUCGGUGUGCCCACAGGGACGUAUUUCUUCGGUCUUGAGCAGUUGAAAAGUCUAGUGAGAAGCCCAACGUUCCUCUAUGUGUCGUCGAACGACCCGGCGGGCCCCAUUCCCCUACUUGCCAAUACUCGACUACCCUUGACGGAGACAACUUCGACUCGCACUUCGACUGGUACUUUAUCCUCGUCCGACACUCCUACGAUCAACGAAUCAACACUGACGGCAUCAUUGACCACACCCGCCCCGUCUACCGCGCAAGCACCUUCAUCGACUGCAGCCGCAGCCAUCACCGCCACCCCGACAGAAGCUAUAACAACACCGGACGGACAGGGCAGCCCUCAGCUCAGCUCCGGCGCAAAGGCAGGCAUCGCCGUGGGCUGCGUGGCGGCGGUCGUCAUCGCCCUGGCGCUGGCCAUCCUGUUCUGGAGGCGGCGGCGGCGGCGGACCCAGGCCCUGAAGGUGCAAGGCGCUUACCAGUCAGGCUACAGCCAGCCCACGCUCAGUUGCGCUCAAGGGCCAGUUCAUGUCGAAGAUGGACCGGGAGGGAAAGCACAGGAGCUAUCCGGCAGGAGUCCUCCCAUGUCCACGCCGCUUCACUACAGGUACGGCAGCCAGGGGCCAUCGACGGAUCGUUCCGACCCGCACACACCGACACAACACUUAUCUUACCUAUCUUACCUGUCGGCUCAGUCUCGCAGCGAAGUAUACGAAAUGAGCGUGCCCGAGAAUCAGACCCGAAACUCGACCAUCGCAGCCGCGCUCACACAGUCCACUGCCACUGACACGACAACCACGGCGCCAACAUCACAACCGCCGGCUGGUGGCGCGGACAAGACCUCUACAGGCACCACUACCCCCGGGUUGCUGGACCUCGCACUCGGACCAGCCAAGCGCAUCUCCUCCAUUGAAAUGCCCUGGUUCAAGUACGAACAGCAGCCAUCUGCUGCCAGCGACGACAGGGGCGGCCGACAGCAGUCAGUCUCGUCCCCGGAGCUAUCGCCGCCACCGUCCGUCGAGCCGCCACGACAGCAGCCCUCGCCAUCAGGAAGCAGAUUAAGCGCCGCGCAGCAGCAUCUCGAGAGCCAGUACGAGCAGCUCGAGGCGCGCAGGCGCCGUAUCCUGGACCUGGAGAGCAUCGAGAGGCAGCAGGCGGAGCUGCGAGAGCGGAUGGACGUGCUCCGGAGGGAGGAGGAGGGAGGAUAG
Molecule: messenger RNA, 2379 nt
Organism: Purpureocillium lilacinum
Lineage: Eukaryota; Fungi; Ascomycota; Sordariomycetes; Hypocreales; Ophiocordycipitaceae
Source: RefSeq, a predicted model, not a curated record